AUGGUGGCUCUCAUUGAGUCUGAGGGCGAAGGAGGAGAGCCCAGCCGCCCCGCGAGGGACCCUGGCGGCGGUGGCGACGAUGCCGAGCUCCACCAGGCCUCCCCAGCAUCCCAGGAGUUGCUGCUGCUGCCCCUCGUGGACUCAGCCCUCGCCGUGGCUGUGAAGGAAGAUGUGGAAACAGGAGUUCACCUUGAUCCAGCUACCAAGGAAGUUCAGUAUAACCCAUCUUAUGAUACCAUGUUUGCUCCUGAGUUUGGGCCAGUGAAUCCAUUUAGGACUCAGCAGAUGGCUGCACCGAGGAAUAUGCUUUCUGGAUACACAGAACCAGCACACAUUAAUGAUUUCAUGUUUGAACAACAGAGAAGGACAUUUGCAACUUAUGGGUAUGCUUUGGAUCCCUCAAUAGAUAAUUAUGAAGUUUCCACUAAAUAUACUGGAUCUGUUGAGGAAGCGGAAAAAAAUCAAGGUUUAGCUGUGUUUGAAACAGGGCAAAAGAAAAUGGAGAAAAGGAAGAAAUUCAAAGAAAAUGACGCAUCUAAUAUUGAUGGCUUCUUGGGACCAUGGGCAAAAUAUGUUGAUGAAAAGGAUGUUGCAAAGCUUUCAGAAGAAGAACAAAGGGAGUUGGAUGAAAUAAUAGCAAAGAGGCAAAAGAAAGGCAAACAUGAAGAUGAUAAACUUGGAGAAGAAAAGACUAUUUUGCAUGUCAAAGAGAUGUGUGACUAUCAAGGGAGGUCCUAUCUUCAUGUUCCUCAGGAUGUUGGAGUUAACCUAUGUUCAACUGUACCCCCUGAAAAAUGUUAUCUUCCUAAAAAGCAAAUCCAUGUAUGGCCUGGUCAUACAAAGAGAGUCAGUGCUGUCAGGCUGUUUCCUCUUUCUGGCCACCUGCUGUUGUCCUGCUCCAUGGACUGUAAAAUUAAGCUCUGGGAAGUGUAUGGUGAACGAAGAUGCUUACGAACUUUCAUUGGGCACAGUAAGGCUGUUAGAGAUAUCUGCUUUAAUAAUGCUGGGAGCCAGUUUCUUAGUGCGGCAUAUGACCAGUAUCCAUUGUAUUAA
Molecule: messenger RNA, 1053 nt
Organism: Sceloporus undulatus (fence lizard)
Lineage: Eukaryota; Metazoa; Chordata; Lepidosauria; Squamata; Phrynosomatidae
Product: pre-mRNA-processing factor 17-like
Biological process (GO): mRNA splicing, via spliceosome
Cellular component (GO): catalytic step 2 spliceosome
Molecular function (GO): mRNA binding; protein binding
Source: RefSeq, a predicted model, not a curated record